Argiope bruennichi is the source of this 8299-nucleotide messenger RNA. Its product is annotated as abnormal spindle-like microcephaly-associated protein homolog. The record is from RefSeq and is a predicted model, not a curated record. Gene Ontology annotation, cellular component: spindle pole. The coding region runs from base 88 to 8055 and encodes 2655 amino acids. The transcript is spliced from 23 exons. Gene Ontology annotation, biological process: establishment of meiotic spindle localization; spindle organization; mitotic cell cycle. NCBI's taxonomy places the organism in Eukaryota, Metazoa, Arthropoda, Arachnida, Araneae, Araneidae. Gene Ontology annotation, molecular function: protein binding.
AAACGGGUACUACUAUAUUCUGGUUGCUCAUCAUAGCGGACAAAUAGUUUUGUGUGCGGGAUGGAUGUAAAAAGUAAAUGAUUCAAAAUGGAUUUUUACAAGAAUAGACAUUCGCCCAAGCACAGAUUUCGUCCUAAGCCACAGUGUUUUGUCAUUAAAGCACAGUGUUCACCUGAAAUUAAAGAAGAAGAGAGAUAUGUUUUGGAACUGAAGCCAUUUGCUGUAGCUCCACAUCUUGUAUUUGACAAAGUUGAAAUUGGUACAUCAAAAACUUGCACACUAUAUCUACACAAUCCUGCUGAAUUUAAACAAUUAGUUUGCAUUGAGAAAUUUCCUUUUGAAAAGGGAUUUCAAAUAUGUGAUGUUGAAUUCUUGGUUCCUUCUUUGGAAGAAAUCAGUAUUGAUAUAACUUGGACUCCUGAGAAAUCCAUUUGUUGUCGGGAAACUGUUCUUUUCAAAACUUCUAGUUGUAUAAGGUCUCAAGUUUUCUUCCAUGGAACUUCUCAUACUCCCAAGAAACAGAAAAGGAAAAAAAUCAAGCAGAUCACCCAAAAAAGUCCUAAAAUAAGCAAGGUUUUGCCUAAUGCAGGAUUGCCUGUGACUUUUGAAGAAGACAGAAAAGAAAAUGUGGAUUUUGAUUAUCAAAAGGAUACAGAUUUUACAACUUUAGGCACACCAAAUUUCUGUCACUCUCGUCAGAUGCCUUUGCAGCCCUUAGAUGAAUUGACAGAUUCUCCUAUUCGCAGACAGACAUAUACAAUCAAUUCUAUAUUUAGGGCAAGCUGUGCUGGAUCUGAUAUUGGAAACUUUUGCAUGGCCAUGAAUCAAACAAAAGAUAAAAACAUUUUGCAGGAAAGAUUUAUUAAAUCUGAUCAGAAUCAUGUAUCUAAUGCCCAUGCAGAUUUUCAAAAUAGUUUUAUUGAUCAGCCUUCUCUAUUAGAGUAUCCUCUAAAGGAAAGCAGAGAUAUCACUACUCUGAAAGAAAAGUUGUUGAAAUGUGAUGAAAGCCUUGAAAUUUUCCCACCAGUGAAUGAAAAUCGUAAAACCUUUUUUCUAUCCAGUGCAAAUCAGGAAGUCGUUUGUCAAAAUGGGAAAAAUCAGAAAAGCACACAAAUGGCUAUUGUAAAACCAAAUAUACAAAAAGAUUUAAAUGCCAAACAACUUAUUCAAGCAGAAAAGAAUAAAGAAAUCUUCAAUGACAGUUUAGAAGGACCAACUUCAGAUUUAUGCAACAGAAGCAUUAAUGAAGUGGAAUCAUCUGUUCCUAAUCUGGAACCACACCAAGAUGAAAUGCAUAUAAAGAAAAAUGAGCCACAAUUUUUUGCAAAGCAUUCUAAUUUUAAUGCAUCAAACAGUUUGCAAGAGCAGAAAAUUAAUUAUUUAAGAAAUUCAAGAGAUUCAACAUUUACUAAAAAGUCUCUUUCAUCUGUUGCAUUUGAAGUGCCAAAUGCAGAUUCCCCAAAAUUAUCUGAAACUACAUUUAACUUGCCUCAUCUUUAUUCUUCAAAACAAAAUAGAGUGACAAAGCCCAAGAGUUAUCUAAAUAUACCGAAGAAACAAAUAAGGAACUUAAACUUAUCUAAAACUACUGUUGGAACUCCAAAAAAUGUCAAAGGUGAAAGCUUUUCCAGUCUUUAUAUGAGUGAUUGCAAGUCUUCAAUGUCUUCACAUCCUCGUUUGAAUCAAAUUAAGAAUAAAACCAUGGAAAAAGUGACUCAUUGGAAUCCUUAUGCUAGUUUCAAUGCUUAUUAUGAUGAGUACUGGAAGGAAAAACAAGAAGCUGCUUUCACAAAUUGGUUGAAUUUUAUUUUAACACCCAUUGAUGAUCUUGAAACAGAUGAUGUAAAAGUGAAUUCGGCAGCAAUUUGGGUUGAAAGUAUGAAGGAUGCUGCUCCUUUAAGAGCACCGUCCAAAGAAGAGCUCUCAUUUAAAACUUAUACAGCUAUUAAACAGCUUAACCAGCUGCGGAAAGCUGCUUGCAAUUUAUAUCAAUCAGAGGAGUUAAGUACAGUUAUUAAGAAAAUAGAACAGGCAGUAGACUCAAAGAAAAUUCUUAUCCGCAAAGAUCGUGCUUUACAUGCAGAUCUUGGUAUAAAGAAAGAUCUCUUGGAAAUGCUCUUAUCCUAUAAUCCCUUGUGGCUUCGAAUUGGCCUUGAGACCAUAUAUGGGGAGAUGAUAUGUCUUCAGAGUAAUAGUGAUAUUCUUGGUCUAUCCCGCUUUAUCAUUAAAAAAUUCUUGUCCAAUCCUGACAUCAAUGCUAAAUUUGCUUAUUCUUCAGUUAUUAACUAUUAUAAACCAGGAUAUGAGGAUUGUUUGAAACGUUUUAUUCUGAAGAAAUUUUUAUUACUUGUCUACUUCUUGGAUGUUGCCAAAAGAAUUCGCUUGAUUAAUCAUAAUCCAUGUUUGUUCUGUAAGCAUGCAAAAUAUAAGAAUAGUCGAAGCUUGCUGUUGACCUUUUCUAGAGAAUAUCUGAGUGGAGAAGGAGAUCUCACAAAACAUCUUCGAUAUUUAGGUUGUGUUGUGCAACAUGAACAGGUGCCUCUAGAAGAAUUUGAUUAUGCAGUGCGAAAUAUAGCUGUGGAUCUCCGAUGUGGAUUGAGACUAGGGCGAGUUGUUGAAAUUCUUUUGCAAGAUUGGUCAAUUUUCAAAUCAUUGAGAGCUAACACUCUAAAUAGAUUGGCAAAAAUACAUAACAAUGAAGUCAUAUUUAAAGCUUUGGAAAAGGCAUCUAUUCAGAUUGAAGAUAAUAUCGAUCCUCGAGAUAUUGUAGAUGGCAAUCGUGAGAAAACUUUGAGCUUACUGUGGCAAAUUAUAUUCAAAACACAGAUAUCAAAAUGUCUCAAUCUGGAAGUGCUGAAGAAAGAAAACUCUUAUUUGAAACGCAGCUUACAAUUAAAAGCAGAUGUUGCUACAUUUAAUGCUUUACAGAACCUUGAUGAGACUGGAAGUUUUGAGGUGGAAUUCUUAAAUUCCAAACUUUAUAAAGAAAAUGAAGUGAUCCAGCAGUUAUUUCAAUGGUGUCAGAAUGUGUGUGCUCAUUAUGGAGUAAAGGUGUUGAACUUCACUACUUCGUUUUCAGAUGGCAGAGCUCUCUGUUUCAUUAUACAUCAUUACCAUCCCAACCUUCUUCCUCAAAAUAAGAUUCACAAAGAGACCACCUGCCAUUACUUUGAGAAACAGAUGGAAGCUGAAGAGGAAGGAGACUGUCCUUUUAGAUAUGGUAACAUGACACAUGAGCUGAAAAAUAAAUUAAUGAAAAAUGAAAAAGAGAACGUGGAUAUUGCUUUCCAAAAGUUUCAGGAAAUUGGUCAAAUUCCUAUACUUUCUUUUCCAUCUCAUGUAAGAAAUAAAAUUCCAGAUGAGAAAGUAGUUAUCACUUUGAUGUCUUAUGUGAAUAUGAGGCUCAUGGAGCUAAGCGUGGAAAUUCGAGCAGCACGAACAAUCUUAUUGGCUUAUCGCAAAUGGUGCUUAAGAAGAAAACAAGCAAAACUAAUGAUUCAGAUAGCUGCAAUUAUCAAAAUUCAAAGGUUCUUGCGCAGUUAUAUCAUGCGUAAACGAAAAGAAAAGGAAGAAGCUGCAGCUGUUUGCAUCCAACGUUGUUGGAGGAUGUUUUCUGCCAAGAAGGAGCUUGAAUGCCUCAGACAGGCAAAACACAUGAAAUACCUCAAUGAGAAGGCUUCUGUUAUUCAGGCUGCAUAUAGAAAAUUUAGAGCUGCAAGAUAUCAACAGAAGCAUAUAUAUGCAUCUAUUGUGCUACAAAGUCAUAUUCGGAAAUGGCUUGAAAGAAAGAAAUAUGUUAUGGUUCGUUCAUCUGCUAUUAAGAUACAACAAUGGUGGAGGGCAAGACUUGUUGGGAAAGAAGUUCGCUUAUCCUUUUUAGUUAAAAAGCAAUUGAUAACACUUCUGCAGUCUCAUGUGCGAAGACUGAUUGCCCAAAAGGAUUUUAAGAUAAAAAGAGAAUCUGCUAUUCUGAUACAAAGAAAUAUGAGAAAGGUGAUAGCACAAAGAAGGUUUUCAGCCAUGAAGUUGAGUGUUCUAUGCAUUGAAAAUUGGUGGUCUAAUAUUUUGUUGAGUCGUAAAAUUCGACAUGAGUACUUAAUCUGUCAAAAAGCAGCUAUAAGAAUACAAACUACUUGGAGGAUGUAUUUACAAAAGAAGCAUUUCAAAGAUUUAAAGAAGGCUGUUUCUAUUGUUAUUUGGUAUAGAUCUUGCAAGAAACAGCGAAUAAUGUAUUUAAAAACACGAGAAAAUAUAAUAAAACUUCAGGCACUUUUCAGGAGAUAUAGGGAUAGGAAAGAAUAUUGUAAAAAGAAGGGUGCUGCAAUUAAAAUUCAGAGUGUAUUCAGAGGAUACUAUAUGAGAAAAAGAUUUUUAAAAAUGAAAUCAGCAGUCAUACUAAUUCAAAAAUAUUAUCGUGGUUAUCAAUUGGUGUGUCAUUAUAAGCAUCAAUUCACAAUCAUGAAAAGUGGUUUCAUCAGAUUGCAAGCUCAGUUCCGUGGAUUUAAAGCCAGAAAAGAGCUUCAUAAACAAAUAAAAGCUGCUGUAAUAAUUCAAAGCAUAUUUAGAAGUUAUUCUGCUAGAAAGAAAUUCUUAUCUCUGAAAUCUGAUGUUAUAAAGAUUCAAAAAUUUUACCGUGGUUAUCGGUUAAUGACCUUAGAAAAAAAGAAUUUUCUUGCUUUGAAGGAAGGCUUUAUAACAUUGCAGGCUUUCUUCCGAGGAUACAAAGCUAGAAAAGAAUUUUUGAGCCAAAAGAAGGCUGCCAUUUGUAUUCAAAGUACGUUCAGAGGUUACCAUUCUAGAAAAACAUUCUUAGCCUUAAAAUCAUCUGCCAUCAAAAUUCAAAAAUAUUAUAGGGGUUAUCUUCUGAUGCGCCAAGAAAGGCAUAACUUUCUUAUUCAAAAAAUUGGUUUUGAAAAAUUGCAAGCGCAUUUUCGUGGAUAUCGAGUUAGAAAGGAAUUUUGCAUCCAAAAGAGAGCUGCCAUCACAAUUCAAAGUGCAUUUAGAAGUUAUAUAUGCCAAAAGAGGUUUUUAGUUUUAAGAUCAAAUGUUAUCAAAAUUCAAAAGUAUUAUCGUGGCUAUAAAUUAAUGUGCAUGGAGAAGAAAAAAUAUUUUACUCAAAAGGCUGGUUUCGCAAAACUUCAGGCACAGUUUCGAGCUUACAAAACAAGAAAGCAAUUUAUUAAGCAAAAAACAGCUGCUGUUGUGAUUCAAAGUGCGUUUAGAUGUUAUAUAUCCAAAAAGAAAUAUUUAAUUUUGAAGUCCUCAGUUACAAAAAUUCAACAAUAUUAUCGAGGUUAUCGCCUCAUGUGCACUGAAAAGCAAAAAUAUGCAAUUCAGAAAACAGGUUUCACAAAACUUCAGGCACAGUUUCGAGCUUACAAAACAAGAAAGCAAUUUAUUAAGCAAAAAACAGCUGCUGUUGUGAUUCAAAGUGCGUUUAGAUGUUAUAUAUCCAAAAAGAAAUAUUUAAUUUUGAAGUCCUCAGUUACAAAAAUUCAACAAUAUUACCAAGGUUAUCGCCUCAUGUGCACUGAAAAGCAAAAAUAUGCAAUUCAGAAAACAGGUUUCACUAAACUUCAGGCACAGUUUCGAGCUUACAAAACAAGAAAGCAAUUUAUUAAGCAAAAAACAGCUGCUGUUGUGAUUCAAAGUGCGUUUAGAUGUUAUAUAUCCAAAAAGAAAUAUUUAAUUUUGAAGUCCUCGGUUACAAAAAUUCAACAAUAUUACCAAGGUUAUCGCCUCAUGUGCACUGAAAAGCAAAAAUAUGCAAUUCAGAAAACAGGUUUCACUAAACUUCAGGCACAGUUUCGAGCUUACAAAACAAGAAAGCAAUUUAUUAAGCAAAAAACAGCUGCUGUUGUGAUUCAAAGUGCGUUUAGAUGUUAUAUAUCCAAAAAGAAAUAUUUAAUUUUGAAGUCCUCGGUUACAAAAAUUCAACAAUAUUACCAAGGUUAUCGCCUCAUGUGCACUGAAAAGCAAAAAUAUGCAAUUCAGAAAACAGGUUUCAUAAAACUUCAGGCACAGUUUCGCGCAUACAAAGCAAGAAAAGAAUUCUUCCGGAAAAAGAGAGCAGCUAUUAAAAUUCAGAGUAUGAUCCGAAGUUAUAUCAUAAGAAAAAAAUAUUUAAGUAUAAAAUUGGCAGUAAUGAAAAUUCAAAGGUAUUAUCGAGGUUAUAUACUUAUGUGCUUAGAGAAUGAAAAAUACAUUAUUCAGAAAACUGGCUUCGCAAAACUGCAAGCUCUCUACCGAUCACACAAAGCAAGAAAACAAUUUAUCAAAUUAAGAAUAUCUGCUGUUAUGAUCCAAAGUGCAUUUAAAGGGUAUUCAACCAGGAAAAAAUAUUUCACUUUGAAAUCAUCUGCUUUAAAAAUUCAGAGAUAUUAUCGCGGAUAUCGUCUUAUGUGUUUUGAAAAACAGAAGUUUUUAGUCCAGAAAAUUGGCUUUACUAAACUGCAAGCACAGUUCCGUGCAUAUAAAGGAAGAAAAGAAUUUUGUUUGCAAAAGUCAGCUGCCAUUAAAAUUCAGAGUUCAUUUAGAUGCUACAUUAUGAGGAAAAAGUAUUUAUCAUUAAAAUCAGCAGUUGUAAAAAUACAGAAAUAUUACCAUGGAUAUCAACUUAUGUGUUCUGAAAAGAAAAAAUAUUUGGUGAUGAAAACUGGUUUUAUAAAACUUCAAGCUGUCUGGCGAGGCAUAAUGGUCAGGAACAAUACAAAGAAUCUUCAUAAGAGUGCUGUUAUUAUCCAGUCUCACUACAGAAGAUUUAUUGCAAUGAAACAUUAUAGGGAUCUAAAACAAAAGUGCAUUAUUAUUCAGAGAAAGUAUCGUGGUUGGCAGUUAAUGAAAAAAAAUACUGCUGAAUAUCAUAAAAUCAGACAAAGUAUUAUACUUAUUCAAGCUGCUUUCAGAUGUCAUUUGUUGCGCAAAAGGUUUUUGACUGGGAAAACAGCUGCAAUUAAAUUACAAUCUUUUGUUCGUAUGCUGAAAUGUCGAAAAGAAUACCUUUGUGCUCGUAGCAAAAUAAUUUUUAUUCAGCAAUUGUAUCAUUUUAAAUAUUUGAUGAAAAUUAAGAAGAGGAGCUGCAUUCAAAUACAAGCAUACUGGCGAGGCUACAGAGUUCGCAGAGAUAUGAAAAAGAUGUCUGCUGCUACUGUGUUAAUUCAAAGAUGGUGGAGAAAACGGAAACUAUGCAUGGAUUCGGCUAAUCACCGACAAUGGUACCUAAGAUUGAAGGUGAACACCAUAAAGUUUCAAAGAAACGCCAGAGAUUAUCUCCAAAGAAGAACAAAAGCUGCAAUUAAGAUUCAAACUUCCUGGCGUGCUUAUGCAGUAAGACGUUCUGUGACAGACAAGAAAAUUAUCCGUGCAAGACAGAACAUCAAAGCAGCUCCUGCAGAGGAAUAUAAUACUCUUGGAUGCAAAACACAAAGAGCUUUGAAAGUGCUUCUGACAGAUCAGAAUAUAAGAAACAUUCUUACUGCUUUGCAAACUUUAAAGGUGUGCACACAGUUGUCUGCUGUUUGCUGUGAGCGUCUUCAACAAUCUGGAGGCUUAGCAGUUAUCAUACACUUGCUUCGCUCGUGCAAUCGAAGUGUUCCUCAUCAAGAAAUCAUAAAAUUUUCAACUGAUAUUUUAUUGAAUCUUUGCAAGUACAAGAAAACAGUAGAUUCUGUUUGGAGUGAGAAAGGCUCCUUGAUUAUUAUACUUGAUCUGAUGAAUAUUUAUCGAGAAAAAGGCUUGCCCAUCUUUACAAAGUGUACAACUCUUUUUUGGAUAUUUUGCCAAGACCCAGAAAAAGCUGAAAUGCUGAAGAAGAAUUCAGAAUUUAUUGAUCAAGUUAAAAGAUUCUACAAUUUGCUAUUGAAAAGGAAACUGAUUGAAGAAAAAAAAAAGGCUACAGCAGCAAGCUGUUCUCUGAGGUUGAAAAAAUUCUCCACUGUUGAUACUAGGGACAGCAUUGAACCUGAUUGGAUAUUGGGGCGAAGGAAAAUGAGGGAAUUUAAAGAUUCUUUCACUGCAAUAUCAGCUCUCAUGCAGUCUCUUGGAUUAACAACUUAAUCAUCAGAAGUUUACCAAUUUUUAUUUUUUUAUUGUAUAUGUAGACAAUUUGACUUUUAUUGUAUUUGUAGAAAUUUAAAUUUUUACACUGAUUUUCCUUUUUUACUUUUCCCGCUUUAAUCAUUUAUCGAACUUGAAAGAUCAUGAUUCUUCAUUUUUUUAAUGCAAUUUAAUGUUCAUGCAUGUAUAUUUAUAUGAGAGAUAUUUUUAUAUUUAAUUUUGAUUAUGUAUAUUCCAAUUUUAG